AUGGCGGCGCCGGCAUUUGCGGUUUCCGGCGCGGGGCUCGUCGGGGCGCCGGCUCCUCGAUCCGGAGGCGCCGAACGGCGGAGGCGCGGGGCGGAGCUGCUCUUCGGCCGCAACAAGCCCCCCUGCUUCCCUCGUGCCGUUCGCGUCGGAGGCUCCGGAAGGCGUGUGGCCGUGCGCGCGGGGGGCGCGUCCGGCGAGGUGAUGAUCCCGGACGGCGAGAGCGACGGAAUGCCGCCGUCUUCCAACGACGGUUCCGUUCAGUUCCAGUCGGAUGAUCUGGAGGUACCAUUCAUCGACGACGAUUCAGUCAUAGAGGAUGCAGGUGGAGAUAAUACUGGGUCUUCAGAGCCAAAUCUGGCUGCUGAAGAAGCUGACGCUGAAGGCAUGACCAAAAUGGACCAAGAAUCGUCUACAGGGGAGAAACUGCGUGAUGUACCACAGCCAGGAAAUGGAGAGCAAAUAUACGAGAUUGACCCAAUGCUCCGAGACUUUAAGUACCAUCUUGGGUACCGGUACAGCCUAUAUAGGAGAUUACGUUCAGACAUUGACCAGUAUGAAGGAGGGAUGGAUGCCUUUUCCCGUGGUUACGACAAGUUUGGAUUUAAUCGCAGCGCUGAAGGUAUCACUUACCGUGAAUGGGCUCCUGGAGCACACUCUGCAGCAUUAGUAGGGGACUUCAACAACUGGGAUCCAAAUGCAGACCCUAUGAGCAAAGAUGACUUAGGUGUUUGGGAGAUUUUUCUGCCAAACAAUGCAGAUGGUUCGUCACCAAUUCCUCAUGGCUCACGUGUAAAGGUGCGAAUGGAAACUCCAUCUGGGAUAAAGGAUUCAAUUCCUGCGUGGAUCAAGUACUCUGUGCAGGCUCCAGGAGAUAUACCAUACAAUGGCAUAUAUUAUGAUCCUCCUGAAGAGGAGAAGUAUGUAUUCAAGCAUCCACAACCUAAACGACCAAAAUCACUGCGGAUAUAUGAAACACAUGUUGGCAUGAGUAGCCCGGAACCAAAGAUAAACACAUAUGCAAACUUUAGGGAUGAGGUCCUUCCAAGAGUUAAAAGACUUGGAUACAAUGCAGUGCAAAUAAUGGCAAUCCAAGAGCACUCAUACUAUGGAAGUUUUGGGUACCAUGUUACCAAUUUCUUUGCACCAAGUAGCCGUUUUGGUACACCAGAAGAUUUGAAAUCUUUGAUUGAUAGAGCUCAUGAGCUUGGUUUGGUUGUCCUCAUGGAUGUUGUUCACAGUCAUGCAUCAAGUAAUACCCUGGAUGGGUUGAACGGUUUUGAUGGCACGGAUACACAUUACUUUCAUGGCGGUUCACGGGGUCAUCAUUGGAUGUGGGAUUCGCGUGUGUUUGACUACGGCAAUUGGGAAGUUAUAAGAUUUCUACUUUCCAAUGCAAGAUGGUGGCUAGAGGAAUAUAAGUUUGAUGGUUUCCGAUUUGACGGUGUGACCUCCAUGAUGUAUACCCACCAUGGAUUGCAAGUAGUCUUUACAGGGAACUACAAUGAAUAUUUUGGCUUUGCCACUGAUGUAGAUGCAGUUGUUUACUUGAUGCUCGUGAAUGAUCUAAUUCAUGGGCUUUAUCCUGAAGCCAUAACUAUUGGUGAAGAUGUUAGUGGAAUGCCUACAUUUGCCCUUCCUGUUCAAGUUGGUGGCGUUGGUUUUGACUAUCGCUUACAUAUGGCUGUCGCUGACAAAUGGAUUGAACUUCUCAAGGGAAGUGACGAAGCUUGGAAAAUGGGUGACAUUGUGCACACACUAACAAAUAGAAGGUGGCUGGAGAAGUGUGUUACUUAUGCUGAAAGUCAUGAUCAAGCACUUGUUGGUGACAAGACUAUUGCAUUCUGGUUGAUGGACAAAGAUAUGUAUGAUUUUAUGGCUCUGGACAGACCUUCGACACCUAACAUUGAUCGUGGAAUAGCAUUGCAUAAAAUGAUUAGACUUAUCACAAUGGGUUUAGGAGGAGAGGGCUAUCUUAACUUUAUGGGAAAUGAAUUUGGACAUCCUGAAUGGAUAGACUUUCCAAGAGGCCCACAAGUGCUUCCAACUGGAAAGUUCAUCCCAGGAAACAACAACAGUUACGAUAAAUGCCGUCGAAGAUUUGACCUGGGUGAUGCAGAAUAUCUUAGGUAUCAUGGUAUGCAGCAGUUUGAUCAGGCAAUGCAGCAUCUUGAGGGAAAAUAUGGAUUUAUGACAUCAGACCAUCAGUACGUGUCUCGGAAACAUGAGGAAGAUAAGGUAAUCGUGUUUGAAAAAGGGGACUUGGUAUUUGUGUUCAACUUCCACUGCAGUAACAGCUAUUUCGACUACCGUGUUGGCUGUUUAAAUCCUGGGAUGUAUAAGGUGGUCUUAGAUUCGGACGCUGGAAUAUUUGGUGGAUUUGGUAGGAUCCAUCACACUGCAGAGCACUUCACUUCGGACUGUCAACAUGACAACAGGCCCCAUUCAUUCUCAGUGUACACUCCUAGCAGAACUUGUGUUGUCUAUGCUCCAAUGAACUGACACAGC
Messenger RNA from Lolium rigidum, 2505 nucleotides. Its product is annotated as 1,4-alpha-glucan-branching enzyme 2, chloroplastic/amyloplastic-like. Gene Ontology annotation, biological process: glycogen biosynthetic process; starch metabolic process. Bases 1 to 2499 code for a protein of 832 amino acids. The record is from RefSeq and is a predicted model, not a curated record. Gene Ontology annotation, cellular component: cytoplasm. The transcript is spliced from 22 exons. Gene Ontology annotation, molecular function: 1,4-alpha-glucan branching enzyme activity; hydrolase activity, hydrolyzing O-glycosyl compounds; cation binding. Lineage: Eukaryota; Viridiplantae; Streptophyta; Magnoliopsida; Poales; Poaceae.